GGCACAUGGAGCUGGCUCAGGGGAUGCUGCCAGGUCUCUGAGGUAUCUAGAGAAAAUCCUGUGUUUCCAGAUAAGGAUGUGCUGGAUUUACAGUUGCCUACCAUUGUUAAUGCAUCCUUGUCUGUGUGGUCAUGUGAAGGUUGCUUUCCCAUUGACCAGAGGGAGAUCAGACCCAUGGUUCAUCUGUACACCCUUCUUAGAGCUGCUGAAGAAAAUCAAAAUGGGGUGAUGGCCCCAUAUUCCUUCCUGGACCGUGCUCUUUCUCAAGUGAUGUACCCAAGACGGGCUCCAGACUGGUUUCCCUCUCAAUCCAGCACGCUGCCUGCCUGCAGUGCUUUCCCCUGGAGCAUCCUUGAGCCUGUCCAGAAAAAGAAACCUGCUUGGCUGGGAGAUGGGUGGAGGUGGAUACAGGGAGGUUUUGUGCAGAACCGGGCUGCUGAAGAGCCUUCACCCAUGGGGAGCAAAGUGGGAACAGAGCACGUGGCUCUCCGAGACACGACAGGGAGCAGCGCAUCCGUCCAAGGUCACUGUCCCUUGUGCUGCAAGAGACAAAUUCCCUCCAAGGGCCGUGAGCUCCGGGAUGCUUCCUGCGCGGCCGAAAUGGGCCCCACGAGGACCAUCCUGGUGCUUCCAGCCAAGGAUGCUCUCGGUCCAGGGAUGCUCCCAGCAGAGCAGCGGGGGGAGGCGGCACCGGGGAGGGGACAAGAGCGGGCCCGGCCCCAUUCCCCGCCUCGCUGCCACAAAACGGGAGCCGGGAGCCGGCUCGGCUUCACACUCUCCCCUCCAGCCUUACCGAACCGGAAUAUCCCCCAUUAAACCUCGGACUGAACCCAAGCCGGCACCGAAUCGAGCCGUGCGCGGUCAGGAGGGAUGUAGAG
Molecule: messenger RNA, 878 nt
Organism: Lagopus leucura (white-tailed ptarmigan)
Lineage: Eukaryota; Metazoa; Chordata; Aves; Galliformes; Phasianidae
Exons: 6
Coding region: 175-816 (213 amino acids)
Source: RefSeq, a predicted model, not a curated record